Stereum hirsutum FP-91666 SS1 is the source of this 771-nucleotide messenger RNA. RefSeq lists its product as uncharacterized. Gene Ontology annotation, cellular component: cytoplasm. The record is from RefSeq and is a predicted model, not a curated record. Gene Ontology annotation, biological process: heme biosynthetic process. Gene Ontology annotation, molecular function: hydroxymethylbilane synthase activity. The transcript has a single exon. Lineage: Eukaryota; Fungi; Basidiomycota; Agaricomycetes; Russulales; Stereaceae. Bases 1 to 771 code for a protein of 256 amino acids.
AUGGAUGGAAAGGAAGUGAAGACGCUGGAUGAUUUGCCGGAGGGGAGCGUGAUAGGCACGAGCAGUGUGCGGAGGGUGGCACAGCUGAAGAGGAAGUACCCGCAUCUUGUGUUCCUACUUUCAGCGCGGAAACUUGUACGUUCUCUCUAUAAUCCCAUCCCUUCUCAGCGUAAAUUUCAGAAUUGGGUGGGCCACAGGACCACACGUCUAUCAAAACUCGAUGCCCCCGAUGGUCCGUUCGCAGCUAUCAUCCUCGCAAAGGCAGGCCUCGUCCGACAAGACCUCGGAGGGCGCAUCGCCUCCGACAUCGUAGCCCCAACACCAAGGUGCUCUCGGCGUCGAAAUCCGCUCCAACGACACCAAGAUGAUCGCCUUCUGCAGACGCAAUGGAAAUGUCUCGCCGAACGCGCCUGCUUGCGUGUGCUCGAAGGAGGGUGCAGUGUUCCUGUGGGCGUGCAUAGUGAGUUGGAGGUCAUCAAGGAUGAGGGCGAAGGAUCGCGUGAUGCGAAAUUGGUGAUCGUUGUGUCUGUGACUUCGAUCAAUGGGCAGCGGCAUGUAGUGGAGGAGCUGAAGGAGGUGCUCAAGGGUGUGGAGGACGUGGAGGCCAUGGGGUCGAAGUUGGCGAGCCAGUUGUUGGACAGCGGGGCGAAGCAAAGUUUGGACAAAAUCACGAAGGAUCGGGAGACGAGGAUCGGGGAGGACAAGACAACAGAAGAAGUGCACAAAAUCGAGGAGAGGAUGGAAGAACAGACUGGAGCAGCGGCUGCAUAG